AUGGAGACUUUCCAAGAAGAUUCUUAUGACCAAGAAGAAGAAGUCAACUAUGUUGGUGCUCAAGGAUACUACCAAAACCGUGGGUACAACAACAACUUCAACAACAACUUUAGAAAUACUUCUAACCUUUCUUAUAGGAACCCAAAUGUGGAGAAUCCCCAAGAUCAGAACUAUCCUCAGCAAGCUAACCACUUUCAAGGCAACAAUUUUGGUGGAAACAACAACAACAACUUUCAGCCGAGACCUCAAUUCAACAACAACAAGCCACCUUUCCAAUCCGGGCCAGCCCAGGCGCCUACCACUGAAGCUGAUGCUAAUACCGACCUAAAGAUGCAAGAACUCCUUGUUGCUUUUCAAAAGCAAUCAAGAGAUAUCAACUCAAGGAUGGAUAACAUCUAUACCGAACUGAAUGGGAAGUUUGAAAGCAUUUCUAUCCAUGUCAAGAAGCUUGAAACUCAAGUUGCUCAAACCGCUAAUGCUGAUCCAUGCCAAGUUGGUGUACUUCCGGGAAAACCCGAAGAGAAUCCUAAAGGAUAUUGCAAUGCUAUCUCAGCCGUACCAGCCCUCACCCACCGUGAAGCCAAGCCUACGGUACCACUCUUUGACUCUUAUGAAGAUGUUAUUCGUAUGACAUGUCCAUUUGAUGAAGAAACCGCAAGCCACUACCCCUUAAGGAGACUACCUAAAGCUGAAGACCCAGGACGCUUUGUUUGCUCAUGCUCCAUAACAGGCAUUGAAUUCUCUAACUCUCUUUGUGAUUCUGGUGCUAAUGUUAAUGUUAUGUCAAGAAGUGUAGCCGAUACACUAGGAUUACGAGACAUAUCUCCAUCCAACCUCUGUCUUGUCUUUGGAGACUCACCACAAAAGGUUCCCGACGAAUUUGUUCGAGACCUACAACUUGUAGUAGGAGAAUGCAUAGUUCCUACCGAUUUUCACAUCUAA
Molecule: messenger RNA, 942 nt
Organism: Camelina sativa (false flax)
Lineage: Eukaryota; Viridiplantae; Streptophyta; Magnoliopsida; Brassicales; Brassicaceae
Source: RefSeq, a predicted model, not a curated record